AAACUACUGUUAUAUGAUCGCCAUAUAACGUGUCCCACAGGAGAGACGUAUUGACUGAAAUGGGUUUAAUACGUACACAGUAGUGUCAGUUUUUGUCGGACUAAAUGGCAAGUAUUUGUUUUAAUAAGAUGCAGCGAAAUGAACCUGUGCGUGAGACAGACACCACUAACUGCUGCUGUGGGAUUGUUGAGAACAAAAUAACGCCUUGCAUCCUUACACCCAUUCCAAGAUUCUCCAGUAUAUUAAACGUAUGGCUCAUUGUGUGGAACAAAUGCGGCAAUGUGUUUUACUGUGCUAUUAAUUCCCACGGAGACUGGCAUGCAGCACCCCACACUGCUGAAAUCUACUGGCGUUUUCUUAGUUUUUCGAACGAAAACUGUUCCUGUCUGUGAAAUGGUGAAAUGAUCCACUUAGCUUGGUGGUGUACUUGAUUCAUAUAAACGGGAACGUCUUUGCUUUCUUCGCUUGACGUUGCGGAAAUUUAGUGAGAUCACUGGGUUUGUCGAGAUGUCACUGUUUCAGAUAUGCAGAACAAUUUAAGUACCGGAAGUCUCACAACUUAUUGUAAGUGAUAAAAUACAACUCGUCUUCAUAAUUUUCAACGAGAAAGUAAAGACACAAUUCUGUGAAAUUGAGGACUCUUGCUCUCUCUCAAUUAAUAUAAAUGGAAAACAGAUUGAGACAUGAGGGAUCAAGGCAUGUAAGAGAAGAGGAAAGUAGAACUCGCUGGUUAUGGAUAUAAAUGGUUUUUUGCUGCUCGUAACAUGCCUAGUGCAGAGCAGACUAGCAAAGAUUGUGCCGUGGCGCCCCCUGUGUGACAACCGUGUCAUGGACAGAUACAUCAGGGAAGCGAAAGAUCUGUUGAAGGCGCCGUGUAACCAGACAUUUCGAUUUCCUAACGUAAUUCCUCUUCCAAGUACUGGUCUUAAUCUGCGAGUGUGGAGAUCCAAAAGUAAACAUAUGAAAAAUGAAGAAAUCAAGGCUGGCCUAAUUAUGCUAUCUAAUGCAACUCAGACCGCAAAACACUUUAUCGCUAAUGGUUCAACAAAACCUCUCUUAGAUACAAUUUACAGGAAUACUAGAACUUUCAUCCACAUGUUGCAAUUGAUGGAUGUGCCGGACACAUCAAAUCGGACUUAUGAACUUGCAAGGCCAUUAAUGGGAAGAACUGUGCAGAAUGUAUUAUACACAUACACUCGCCUGAUGUGUGGAAAAAUCAAUAUAUUUUACCGGGAAAUGGCAGAAGAAUAUUGCAAAGUGAGAAAAUGGUGACAACAACCAGCUUCCUGCAUGUGGGUGCACUUUGUGGAGUUCAGCACUGAAUUUUUGGAGUAUUGUGUGCAUUGGAAGAGAAGGAAAAUGCAAGUUCUUAAUUUAAGAAAAGUUGCCAAAUGCGUGUUGCAAUUUCCAACAAGUUCCAAGACCUCACGUGGAUGCACAAGGAUGUGGUCGCAACAUGGAGAAUAUGUCAUCCAACUUACUUUGGCAGUUUUCUAUUCAUCUUUUAUAAUCUGGAACCUUAAUAGGCUUGUUAUUGUAUUUUGUUACAAAAUAGUGAACUUGCUUCAACCAAAAUAACAAUUGCAAUUUAUCAAUCAGAGUAAUCUUUGUUGAGUCCGAUCGAGCAUAUGUUACACAUAAAAUAAUAUUACUGAUUUGUAAAAAGAACUGCUGGGUUAUGAAUUAUAUAUCUACAAUUUAUGACAACAAUGAAUGGUUCAGAAGUGCUGCAAUGGAAUUGCAUGCACAUUUUAUAAACAAAGUAUACUAAGAUAUCGGCUUUCUAAUCGGUCAUAUUUAAUUAAAAUAUUAUAAAGUGUCAUAACUGGUUAGAAAAUGGUUGGAAGCCAUCACAGCUGGCUUCUGUACUUUGAGCACCUCUCCAAAUUUUUAGUCAAGUUAUAAUCUCAGGUCAAUAUAUUUCACCUGAUUGACAGGGACAAUUGAUGAGAGCUAUCAACCUGCAAUGGUAAUGGGCCUGUCCCACUUAGGCGACUUUUAGGUGACUGCAGGAGACUAUGCUGUCGCCACAUGGUCGCCACAUGUUCGCGGGUGGUUGC
Molecule: messenger RNA, 2060 nt
Organism: Amblyraja radiata (thorny skate)
Lineage: Eukaryota; Metazoa; Chordata; Chondrichthyes; Rajiformes; Rajidae
Product: erythropoietin-like
Exons: 5
Coding region: 733-1272 (179 amino acids)
Biological process (GO): cell population proliferation
Cellular component (GO): extracellular region
Molecular function (GO): hormone activity; cytokine activity
Source: RefSeq, a predicted model, not a curated record